AUGUCCUUAACACCACAGAAACUCCAACCCUACUUACUCCCCUCCUCCUCCCCAUCAUUGCGCUCCCUAUCUAAUCAAACCAUCGCCAUCCUCUCCAUCGGCAGUAUCGUCUUCAUCAACGUCACGCUCGCCGCCUAUCGCGACUACAAAAUCUACCUCAGUUACGGCCCCGGUGGUCUCCCAUACAAUAUCCGCGGCUGGUUCAUUUCCAGCUGCAUUCUACGACUUUGCGGUACAGAAGUCUUCAGUACAGAUCUUAUGAUCAGAAUCCAGAUAAGAGGAAAUGGUUAUCGUCCAAGUGGCCGCCAUAUGAGCGGGGGCAGAGGCCACGAUUGGGACCGCAUCCGUUGUCGCAGAGGCAGUUGGAUCAGCUUCCGGAGGAAGGGUCUCCUCAAAUCCGAAUUCAACAAUCUCGUCACCUCCAACCCAUCCAUAAUCCAAUUCCGCCCCUCUCUCCAUGAAGGCCAUACACAAAGCAUCUUCCUAGCAGAUGACGUACCCGGCGCCCCCGUCGCGAAGGAAAUGCUGCGCGAAGUCUCCAAUAUCCACGCCACGGGCGAUUAUUCCGUACAUGUGGUUCUGGCGCCACAGGAUUGUAAGAGGGUUAUUGAGUCGGGUUGGGGUCAGCGCCAUCCGUUGGAUGGGGUCAAGUUGGCAAAGUACGUUGUUGGAUGGACGGUUCCGAAGGAGUAUGUCUUGCUUUAUGCGCCUAGGACGGAGGAGGAAACGAGGGUUAUUAUGCAAGUGGUGAGAGCGUCGGUGGGGUAUAUGGCUGAUACCUUCGAGACUGCUUGACUGCACGUCAGGAGCAGCAACUACGAGAGAAAAAUCGGGGAUUGGACCCAAUAACCCCAGUCCCUUGUCAACAAUGUGGAUAAUGUCCUCUAGACUAUUAUAGAGCCUUUCAUUGGCGCGAACCUUUCGUCUUUGAUUUGUUACAUAUAUUUUUAUUAUCCCAACUUUACUAUAGAAGUUUGAGAUCCAUAUCUCUUGCCCAUACCAGAUUGUGGGAGAUAAAUAUGCCCAAUCAAGACCUUAAGCGACUUUCAUCUACCCCUGGGAAAUAUCAUAAUCAACAAGACCCUGCAAGUCCUCCCUCGCACUGCCUAUCAUUUCAACCGUGACUCACUGACUUCGGCUAGCCUCGGAAGUAGAGGAACAGGAUAUAUAAACAGAGGUUCAGGGUCCAGUUUAUGGCUAAGGCAUAAUUCAGCCAGUUAUUCGGAGAGAAUAAGAGGAAAGAGGUGUAUACUGACAAUGAGUACUUCUGGUUGUU
This is a messenger RNA of Paecilomyces variotii, 1276 nucleotides long. RefSeq lists its product as hypothetical. NCBI's taxonomy places the organism in Eukaryota, Fungi, Ascomycota, Eurotiomycetes, Eurotiales, Thermoascaceae. The transcript has 2 exons. Bases 1 to 795 code for a protein of 264 amino acids. The record is from RefSeq and is a predicted model, not a curated record.